Molecule: messenger RNA, 972 nt
Organism: Parascedosporium putredinis
Lineage: Eukaryota; Fungi; Ascomycota; Sordariomycetes; Microascales; Microascaceae
Source: the annotation of a GenBank genome assembly
AUGCCCCAAGACACGGCGAACGGCAGCUGGCUCGGCCACAAGGGCCCCGGAGGGUUCGAUCUACGGACCGAUGUGGUGACGACGCCAACACCGUCCAUGCUGGCGGCCGUGCAGUCGUGCACCCUCCUCGACGACGUGUUUCAGGAGAGCUCGACAACGAACGACCUCGAGUCGCAUGUGGCUGCAUUGGCGGGCAAGGAGGCGGGCCUGUUUGUGCUCUCGGGUACCAUGGGGAACCAGUUGGCGCUGCGGGCCCUCCUCACGCAGCCACCGCAUGGAGUGCUGUGCGACAAGCGCUCACACAUUGUGAAUUACGAAGCAGGAGGUGUAUCGUCGCUAACAGGCGCCAUGGUGACGUCGAUUCUCCCCGAAAACGGGAUCCACCUCACCCUCGAAGAAAUUCAAAGGGAGGCCGUGGUCUCGGAUGACUUGCACGACUGCCCCACGCGCGUCAUCUCGCUAGAGAACACGCUCAACGGGAUGAUCAUGCCUCUGUCGGAGAUUAAGCGCAUCGCAGCAUGGGCGCGGGAGCACGGCAUCCACAUGCACUGCGACGGCGCGCGGCUGUGGGAGGCGGUGGCGGCCGGGGCAGGCAGCCUGGCCGAGUUCUGCGCCGAGUUCGACACGGUGAGCCUCUGCUUUUCCAAGGACGGCCAAGAAGGUGGAGGCGCUGUGGGCGGGCUUCGGGGCGGCUUCGUGCACCCGGUGCACACCAACAUGUGCUGGCUGGACCUCGGCGCGGCGGGGUGCUCGGCGGAGAGGUUGGAGGCGCUGGGUAAAGCGGAGGGCCUGCGGCUGAUGGGCAACAGACUGGUGAUUAGCUACCAGGUGGCGCUGAACGAGGACGAGGUGCUCGCGCGCCUGGAGAGGGUGUUUAGGGCGGCGUUGACGGAGGCGGGGGCCGAGGAGGCCGGUGAGGCCGGUGAUGGGGCUGUGAGGGGUUCCAUGUACCGGCGAUCCGCCAAGGAGUAA